Molecule: messenger RNA, 862 nt
Organism: Ochlerotatus camptorhynchus
Lineage: Eukaryota; Metazoa; Arthropoda; Insecta; Diptera; Culicidae
Product: chymotrypsin-2-like
Exons: 3
Coding region: 36-812 (258 amino acids)
Biological process (GO): proteolysis
Molecular function (GO): serine-type endopeptidase activity
Source: RefSeq, a predicted model, not a curated record
GCGAAACCGGCUUUCAUACCAGAAGAUCUGCCGAGAUGUUCAAAUCCAGUGCUCUAGUCGCUUGCUUGUUCCUAGCCGUGGCUGCUGCCAGCCCCGUGCUGAAAACCCAGCAACCGGAUGGCCGUAUUGCCGGAGGUAUCGAUGCUGAGGAAGGACAGUUCCCGUACCAGGUUUCGCUCCGUACCUCGUCGAACAAUGCUCAUUUCUGCGGUGGCUCGGUUCUCAAUAACCGUUGGAUCAUCACUGCCGCAUCUUGCGCUCAGGGUAAGGUACCAGCCGGAAUCACUGUCAUGGCUGGUAGCAAGAGUCUAACCCGAGGUGGAUCGUACCACCAGGUCGACCGCAUCGUCGUUCAUCCCAACUUCGAUGAAUUCACCCUGUCUAAUGAUGUGUCCGUUAUGCGAGUUCGCAACCCAUUCCUACUGAGCCAAACCAUCAUGGCAGUGCAGAUGUCCAGUGAAUACGUUUCGAUUGCCUAUGGAGCAUUGGUGUCCGGAUGGGGUCGUCGCGCGAUGGAUAACCCGACCUUCCCGGAUUGGCUGCAGUACGUCCCGGUGAAUAUCAUCUCCAACACCGAAUGUAAAGUGCGCUUCGAAGCUCCCUACGACGGCCGCAUUAACGACAAUGUGAUCUGCUCGUCGAGCCCUAUGGGACGUGGCACUUGCUUGGGAGAUGCCGGCGGUCCACUGCUGCACGGUGGUGAACUGCAGGGAGUCGUCUCGUGGGGAAUCCCAUGCGGAAUGGGCUUCCCAGAUGUGUUCGCUCGCGUCUCGAACCACCGCGCGUGGGUUCUGGUCCACACUAUGGUUUAAGUUAGCUGUAAGGUUGGAACCGUUGGAGAAAAAAAAAAUAAAAAAAAAAA